ACGCACUAGUGCAACAACUAGAAAAAGAAAGGGCAAGUCAAAGUGCAUAAUGGCUGAGCAAGAACAACACAGGCAAGCAAUUCGUGACCACUUUCGGCCUGAAUUUAACAAGAAUUUUGGCGGGAUUGCGCAUAUACCCGUCAAUGCGAAUAAUUUCGAGUUGAAGCCUUCUUAUAUCUCGAUGGUGCAAAACAACCAAUUUGGCGGACACCCGACCGAGGAUCCGAAUCAACACUUGACCCAAUUUCUUCAAAUUUGCGAUUUGGUCAAGUACAAUGGUGUCUCCGAGGAUGCUAUACGGCUGCGUCUAUUUCCCUUCUCUCUAAGGGAUAAAGCUCGGAGUUGGUUGUCGAUGAUUUCUGAUGGGAGCAUUAAGACUUGGGAGGAGUUGAACCAGAAGUUCUUGCUUAAAUAUUUUCCUCCAAGCAAGUCGAUGCAACUAAAAAGCGAGAUUACUCAAUUCAAGCAGCAAGACUCGGAGCCGUUAUACGAGGCAUGGGAUCGAUUUAGAGAGUUGUUGCGAAGGUGCCCUCGACAUGGUUUUCCAGAUGAUCAACAACUUUGUUUCUUCUAUAACGGGUUGUUGGGGCAAACGAGAGCCUUCGUAGAUGCGGCUGCUGGAGGAGCUUUAUUGGCUAAGACACCGGAGGAAGCCUCUAAUUUAUUGGAAGAGAUGGCGGUGAAUAGUUAUCAGUGGCCUUCCGAGAGGUCGAGCAUUAGACGAGUGGCGGAGGUGACGUCUUCUGAUCCAAUUAAGGAGUUAGCGGCUCAAAUGUCGUCAUUGACGACGAAAUUGAAUGCCUUGACAAAUGGAGUUGAUGAGAUGAGUGGAGGACAGGGCAAUGUGAUGCCACCGGAUCCCUUAGCAGAGGCUAAAUAUAUCAACAAUCGGAAUUUCAGCAAUUAUCGCUCCAAUCCGGUGCCGGGUUUCUAUCACCCGAAUAAUAGGAAUCAUGAAAAUUUUUCCUAUGGAAACACGAAGAAUGAAAUCAAUCGACCAGGGGGGUCAAGGUCGAAGGAAGAGAAGCAAAAAGUGGAGAAGGGUAAGGAGAAGGUGGACAUCCAGCCUGGAGGAGAGGUUGAGGAAAUUCAAAUGAUCGAGGGAUGCGAGGGUAGAAAGUUCAGAAUCGGGAAGGAUCUGGAGGAGCCCAUUCGGUCGAGGUUGAUCGAUUUGGUAAGGGAGUUCGCUGAUAUUUUUGCCUAUACAGCAGAAGAGUUAACGGGAAUAAGUUCCGAGGUGAUCGAACAUCGACUAAAUAUCGACCUCAGCGUGAGGCCGGUGAAGCAGAAAAGGAGGCACCAUGAGGCGGAGAUGGACAAGAUUAUCGAGCAGGAGGUCGAGAAAUUGUUGGGAGCGGGGCAUAUUAAGGAGAUUCAGUUCCCUGAGUGGCUGUCGAACACGGUGAUGGUGUCGAAGUCGGAAGGAAAAUGGAGAAUGUGCAUUGAUUUUUGUGACCUGAAUAAGGCGUGCCCGAAGGACCUAUAUCCGCUGCCCAGAAUCGACCAGCUG
Molecule: messenger RNA, 1510 nt
Organism: Striga hermonthica
Lineage: Eukaryota; Viridiplantae; Streptophyta; Magnoliopsida; Lamiales; Orobanchaceae
Source: the annotation of a GenBank genome assembly